Molecule: messenger RNA, 9130 nt
Organism: Hippocampus zosterae (dwarf seahorse)
Lineage: Eukaryota; Metazoa; Chordata; Actinopteri; Syngnathiformes; Syngnathidae
Gene: lmtk3
Product: lemur tyrosine kinase 3
Exons: 16
Coding region: 298-7998 (2566 amino acids)
Biological process (GO): protein phosphorylation
Molecular function (GO): ATP binding; protein kinase activity
Source: RefSeq, a predicted model, not a curated record
GGGUGCAUAUUCGUAGAAGGGAGAAGGAGGAGGUGGGGUGACCGUGCUUGGUUGGAUGUUGUCAUGUAUGAGCAGCCUUAGGAUGCACAAUAGCGGGUCGAGAUCACUAAACGGAAUUGCGGAUUAGAAGAAGAGGAGGACGGGAGUUGGGGGGUGGGGGGGCCAAGAAAGCUCUUUCAUACCACCAUAAAAACGCACACACACACACAAGAGGCAGGCAGGAAGGAAGGAAGGACGGAGACGGAGCGCUCGGGACCGGAGGACUCCGAUGCUGUUGUUGUUGUUGUGGCGGCGACGAUGCGGCCCCACUGCUGGGUGAUGGUGGCUCUGGCGGGGGUCAUGUCGUACAUGAGCCCGGAGAGAGCGCUCGGAGCCCCGCAGAGGGAAGUUUCUCAGAGCAGGACGGCGUCGCUGUCUCCUCCGCCUUACGUGGUCAUCCUCAUCUCGUGCUCGGGGCUGGUCUCCUUUGUUCUGCUGCUCCUCACCUGUCUGUGCUGCAAGAGAGGCGGCGUGGGAUUCAAUGAGUUUGACAAUGCGGACGGGGAGGAGUGCUCGGGAGGGUCCAGUCCCAUCCAGGAGGACAGCCUGUCGUCAUGCCCCUCGCUCCCGGAGGUCUACACUUUGCCCAUCAGGGAGAGGCCCAACUGCGCCGCCCUGCACCAUGGAGACUCCAAGACCCAGUACUUCAAAAGGCACACUUUGAACUACCUGCAGGAGAUUGGAAAUGGCUGGUUUGGAAAAGUGAUCCUGGCCGAGGUGCUGUGCGACUGCAGCUCCUCGCAGGUGGUGGUGAAGGAGUUACGGGUCGGCGCCAGUCCGCUGGAGCAGAGGAAAUUCUUGGCCGAGUCGGAGCCGUACAGGAGUCUGAAACAUCCCAACAUCCUUCAGUGUUUGGGCCGGUGCAGCGAAAGCAUCCCUUUCCUCCUGGUCAUGGAAUUCUGUCAGCUGGGUGACCUGAAGCAUUACCUGCGAGCCCAGCGGAAGGCUGACGGGAUGACGCCGGAGCUUCCCACGCGGGACCUGUUGACUCUUCAGCGGAUGGCCUUCGAAAUCGCAUCGGGCCUGCUGCACCUUCACGAGAACAGCUACAUCCACAGUGAUCUGGCUUUAAGAAACUGCCUGCUGACCUCCGACCUCACCGUGAGGAUCGGCGACUACGGCCUGUCGCACAAUCAAUACAAGGAGGACUAUUACCUCACUCCUGACAAGCUUUGGAUUCCUCUACGAUGGAUCGCUCCGGAACUCCUGGAAGAGUACCGGGGCUCCCUGAUCGUCACUGACCAAACCAAGACCAGCAAUGUGUGGUCCCUGGGGGUGGUCAUAUGGGAGCUAUUUGAGUUUGGCUCUCAGCCUCACAGGCACUUGAGUGACGAGGAGGUUCUGACGUUUGUCGUCAGGGAGCGACAGAUCACGCUUGCCCAGCCAAGACUGAAACUCUCGCAUGCAGAUUACUGGUACGAGAUCAUGCAGUCCUGCUGGCUACCUCCGUCCCAGCGGCCGUCGGUGGCCGAGGUAUUCCUUCUCCUCUCCUCCCUUCUGGCGGCCGAGCGAGGAACGGCGAGGGGGAACGUCGGCGACGAGGAUGAGGAGGAAGAUCGGUACGACGGCGGGAGAAGGAGAGGCGAGAGCGAGGAGUCCUUUGAAAGACGCUGGGACUUGCUCCGCCCACCGGCCUUCCAGGCGGCGGCGGCGGCGGCGCACGAGCGACGGCGAGACCGCCACGGCUCCUACCCUCUGCUGGACCCGGUGGGAAUCCGCGGCACGCAUUCCUCAUCCGAGUUGGACGACAUUCUGACUGUGACCGAAACCAGCAAAGGGUUGAACUUUGAGUAUUUUUGGGAGAAAGCUCACGCCAGGCGGGGCUACAAACCUCUCGCCCCCGCUCAACCCAUUCCGGCCGUGACCAACAACAACCACAGGCAGUCCCUGGACACCCCAACCGUGGUGCCGGUGAUCAGCGCACGCAGCCCUUCCCUCACCAGCGAGUACUACAUCCGACUGGAGGAGCACACUCCCCAGGAGAAGUCGCCGACCCUCAAAGGGAAGAGCCAGCCGUCUUGUCAGCCGGACUCGAUUUGUCCUGGAGACAUGGAGCUCGUGGAACUCCGCAGCGGCAUGCUGGGAAAAGAGCGAGUGCCCUAUUGUUCCUCUGACAAGUGUGCCGGUGCAAAAGGUACGCAGACCGUGCGAUCGAGUGAGGUGAAACUCCAGGUCCCCAACACGGGCGUGGCCGAGUUCCGAGACACUUUGAGCAGAGUGACCGACUUCUCGGUGAUCGAUUUAGGAGAAGAUGAAGAAGAAGAUAAGACUCCUGACAAAAAACCUUCCUCGAGUUCUCAAGCUCCAAUCCUUCCUCCGAAACCUCGCUCGCUGUCUUUGUCAUCAGCCAACCACCUUCACUGGCGGCCGCUUCCCGCACCCCCGCUUGGGUACAGAGGACUUCCUCAUUACAACCCGAGUGGCAAAAUUGAGACCGACCCCCAUCAGAUGAACAGCUGCCCGCCUUCUAGCUUUGGUCACCUGGGACUCCAUCGAGCUCGACAGACUUUGCCGCCAUCUCCGUCCCUCUCUCCCUCCCUUCCGCCAUCCAGUCAUCCCAUUUACCCCCCAACUCAAACGUGUCCGCCGCCUCUCCCUCCUCACGCCAAACAAAGAACUUGCCCGAGCAACAACACAAACUCUUAUUCGAGGUACCGAUCAAUGAGAGACCCGCUAAGCCGUGACCCUGCCAAGAGAGAGACCGGACACACAACGUCAACGCACGACUCAAAGGAGGGCGCUCACUCUUGUGCCAAAGACUUUGAGUCGCCCAUUCGGAGAGAAAACCCCCUGCGCCCGAUUUAUCGCAAUAUACCUCGCCCUCAGCCCAGGACCGAUGGGCAGUCCUCAUCCAGUCCCACCUACUCCGAUGAGGACGAUUCGUCAUUCUAUUCUCCUGAGAAACCGAGCGGCGGCGCCUCGGUCACUCGUUCGAGCCCGUCCGAGGAUGGAGCCCCGGGCUCCGGAGGGAUCCUUUCCCGGGGAAUGAAGAGGACCCAGUCCCGUCUCGACACCAUCUUGCCGGCAAUUUGGAAGGAAGAUGCGGAACUUCAGGCGGAACGCGUAGCCGCCGCCAAGAAAUCCCCCAUGCAUCUGUUUCUGACAGAGCUAGCUACUGCGGCAGAGCCGAGUGAGUGCAAGUCCGACAGUUCGUGGGAAGUUGGGCAGAAGGAGACGAGAGAUGCGGAGCGAUCGAAAAAUCUCGCGUUGCCCAUCAAGGGGAUGCAACGUUCCCAGUCUCUGGUUACAGAGCUGGGCUCAGCCGGACAGUCGUGGGUGUCGGAGAAACACCGGAGCAGCACGGCAGCGACGGAGAAGAACUUGACGGCGUCUCAUGAAUCGUUCCAGCGAGAUCUUUUUCUGACGGAGGUCGACACGGACGCAGAUCUAAAUGGAGGGUCGGGAAAUGAUCCGGUGAAGUACCUCUACCCAUCCGGAUCUAGGUUGCGCCCAUUUGUUUGUGCCCCGGGCCUUCCCUCGUCCACUGAAGCUGAAGACUUUGAUUCAAAAGGCGUAAGAGGGUCACACGCCGAGAUCAUCACUGAGGAAGGAGAGUGUCAACCGCAGCAGACGGAGAAGGAGUCACAGAGAACGGAAAUGACGAGGGAGGAAUUCCUUCAGGAGAUCCAGUCGGCGGAGACGUUUCUAACUGAAAUCAUAUCCAGGCAAAACACGGCGACAAACAGAAAAGAAGCGGAUUCCUCUCCGACGCCUCUCUCGCCGGAGUACGAGUCCAUAUGCAUCGAUCCAAACUCAGCCCAGACCAUCCGCUUUCAAUCGCAGAGCUCCAUAUGCUCAUCUAGCCGAGGAAAAGAUGAAACGCAAACCGAGGCCAUCUACGCCCAAGUCACAAAGCGUGCUAAAAAGACCGAGAUCAAAGUUUCCACCAGACCCGAGAUCCCCGUCCUUCACAUAGGCGCAACCGUGAAAUCGGGCAACCAAGGAAGUGACGCAGAUCCCUGCCGGUCUGGGGACUACGUCUUUUCAGAAAUCAUGCCCAAAAAUGGCCUCCUGCACAACCAAGCGCUUGCUCGUCAGAAAGCAGAAGAAGAGAGUUCGGAUGGACCCGCCUUACCUGCAAGAGGAGAGGGACAAGCCGCAGAUCUUUCACAGCUUUCGGCUCAAGUUUGCAACGAGGACGUCGAAGCCUCCAUCCCUGUGAGAUCGCUCCUUGGAGAUCGUAGUCGCAAAGCUUCUGUCUCUGACAACAGCAAGUUAUCCGGGGAUGACCCGCGGGUCAGCGGUCCAAAGCGAAGAGACGGAAUCGCAGUUGACACCGAAAAGCGCGACACCGAUAAGGUGUCUGGAGCAGCUGAUAUGGAUCGCUUAAAAGAUGACCUGAUCGUCCAGACCACAGAUCUGGACGAUAAGCGUUCACGACAGCACAAUGAGAGUGUCCAAGAAAAACACGUCGCUGACAAAGCCGCCACUGCAACCAGUCCAGAUGGGGAGGCGUCGGGCGACACCUCGCUGAGCACCCCCACGGACUCCGUCCUGUCACUUGCGACAUCCAGUUCUGCCGACUGCCUCACUCCCAGCGAGUCCUGGAUGGGAGUGGGAGGCGGCGGCGGGUGGCGGGCUCUGGGCAAUGAAACGCCGCAUCGGGACUCGGCUUAUUUCUCAGACAGUGAUUGGGAAGGGGACGGGAUGAGCAGGAGGAGCAGCGACGGACUUGCCGGCUCCAGGCAAAGCUGUGCCAGAGGAGGUGAGAGAGGAACCCUCGUGGGGAUCGAGGAAAAAACCGAAACUGAAGAAGAGGGCGAGGCCGAACACAAGUACCCUUCGAGAAACAACCUCCGGAUAUCCGAGAAGAUCAAUACGUCUUGUCAGAAUACGCCCGGAAAUGACUUUGGCACUGCCGCGGAUAUUCCAAUCAAGGGGUUCGAGCCGGGGCAGCGAGAGAAUUCUGGCAUUUUCUUGAACGGUCAGAAAUCCUCCCGACUGCUUGAUGAUCCCCCAAUCCAAGACUGCGUUGACUUUAUUGAUAAGUUGUUCUCCAAAUUAGAAGACGUGCCACUUCAGAGCUUUACGCGCAGCAAUGGUACAAAACACCAACCGUGCGCCGAUGAAGUCAUCGCUCAAGUGGCGGACUGCCAAUAUCUGGACGGUGAAGACAAAUAUUUGACUCCGCGUGCCAACAGAGCCGUGGAUUAUACAAUAAUAAAAAACAACGUCACUUCUUUCGGUGUCCGUCGCUGUGGAAAUGCCGCGAUCGAUUCUCUCAUCGACAGCACAGAGUCCAAACUGUCUGACCUGUGCGACGGUUCUAAAAACCGCCCUUGGCUUCAUGAAGAAACCCCUCCGGGUGAGGGUAAAGCGAGGGAUCUCCCGGUUCCCUCAUGCAGAGAGGACGGCAUUGAAAGACCCAAGAUUAGGAAUAAGACGGCUGAGCUGGAGCUGCACCACGCCGACCAGGACCAGCUGGGCUUGCGAGACCUGCACUGCUCAGAUGACUGUGAGAACCAAACGACAGAGGUCUGGAUGGAGACGGAGGAAGCGCUGGUAGCUGCAGAGUUGAGUCACGUCGUGAAGGAGGAGAGGUCACCCCUGACAGAAGAAGCAAAGCGUCUGACCAACAGCCUGGCCGAGGACGGCGAGGGGGUGGGAGUAAACCGUGACAAUAAGAGCAAUCGGCAGGAGUGCCAGCGUUAUUCGCAGUCGGGUGAAUUGCUUGUUUGGCCCGAGGAAAACGACCAGUGGGCCGCUCCCGAAAAGAGGUGUUCGGAUCAUGAGCUGAGGUCUGAACUGUUCCCGGGCUUGCGGAGCGAAGCGUGGGAGGUGGCCGAGCGUCUCGUCGUGGGUCGGGAGUUUUGGGAGGCGGAAGAAAAUGAUGAGCUGGCAGGAAGUGAGCCUCACCCCGGUGUGCUGGUCACCUGUGAGGAGUCCUGGAAUGAUGAAAGGCAGGGCUUAACCGAAAAACCAUCCGGGAAGGAAAACGUACACCGGGAGGUUCAGCAGGAGGGGGCGGAUGUUCAACAGGUUGAAAAUUGGGAAAACCUCGUGGCAGCAGACAGAUUGAAUGCAUUGGGGAAAACGUCGGAUGAAGUGGAGAAUCAAGAAAUCCCCGAUCAAGAGAACUCCGAGGAAGGUGAGAACAAGCAUGAGUCUCUCGGUAUGUGUACGAUAGCGGAUGGGCGACUCGCGGGACCGGAGGAAAAUCACAACUUUAACAUUUGGCCUCAGCUUCAGCUCUGUGAGCUCCAGGAGAAGGAGCCGCCGCCGUCGUCGCCGGCCGCGGCGCAAAAAGUUGACAACAAUGCCGUUUCGGCGAACUGCUUCUCUCGCCCUUUGGAGAGUCAACAGGCCAAAGUUACCUUUUGCGAAACCGAAGGCCCUCAGGAGAACUACUCGGGCCAGCAAAACCUUGACUCUGACUUGUAUUGUCAAGUUGAAAGAGGACGUUCACCUGAUGCCGAGCACCCAGCAGAAGACGGCGUGACUGAUCCGCAGGUGGACAACUUCAGCUCAGUGGACUUCCCCAGUCCUCCUCCGAGCAUUGACCUUGACAUGCAGGACGAUAAGAUGCAGAGUUUAGAUGACUCUUUUCCGAGUCCGCCGCCAUCCUUUUCAGAGACCGAGGAAUCGAGCAGUCCCCCGAAUUUUGAAGAGGCAGAAUUUCCCCAAACCAGUUUCACGAAGCAAGAUCUGGCAACUAUUCGGAAGAAGGGCACCGUGGCCAAUCGGAACCACCCUUCUGAGCAUGUGUCACGAGACACCGAAAGGAACUCCUCCGAGACCCAAGGUCAGAAUGACGUCCACCCAUCACCAGUUCCUGUCAAUCACCUGCCUGAAUUAUUCAUUUCCGAAUGGAGAGACAUGGAUGAGGAAGCCUUGGAGGAUUUUGAGAAACUGGAACAACUGUGUUGCAUAUCCGGGGAUGAGGAGGAGGGCACCUUGGGGGACAUUUUCUUGGAAAACCUGGAGCUUUUAGAGUGCCUGAAGAAAACGCCCGAGGACACAAGCGAUUCCGCUGUCAAGGAGGGCAGGGUAGCUUCGGACGGGAUUCCCGAUGGAUCCCAUCUGCCGGUCGAUUCCUCAGACGUGGAGGAUGCGGAGGAGGCGUUGAGGUCACCGGAGCAAACCUCGGCCGCUAAGGAUCAGAGUCAUCUUUCCAAGAUGACCGCCAAGAACGGCCUCAAGAUGCAGGUAUGUGAAGAACGACUCCAGUUCUCCCUGAGUGAGAAUGUGAAAACCAACGUGCUUUGGGGAGCGACGGUUAAGGACGUGGUCACACUUCGGCCCUGGGGGGACAAAACGUCCGAGAGCGAGAGCGAGACGACCGCCGUGCAGGACCAAAACCAGGAAAACAGCCAAACGGAGCAGGAAAGCUGCGCUGAGCCCGAUGCGGAGAGCGAGAAAACUGAAAGCGGGCCGCUCACUGUGAUUGAACAACCAGAGGUUACAACGCUGCAGUCGUCCGCAAACCAGGCGAUCAAAGCCAAAGUAGCUCGUCUGUCUCUGGCCCUCCCGCCCCUCGCCCUGACUCUGCCCGGCAAAGGAGGAUUCGGAGACGGGGCGAUCGGCAGUCGGAUCGGCAGACGGAGGGGCUUGCUUCCGGGAAGUGAUCUCGAAGAGGAGGAGGAAGACGAGGCGGAGGACGAAAGCUCCCGCCGGGUCAUCGUCGUCACCGAGACGGACGUGGACAAACGCGUCGGCCUGAGAAGCCUGCUCAAGUCGCCCAAGGAGCCGUUGGACAGAGAGAGAGACAGAGGGAGAAAUGUGUCCUUUUUUGAUGAUGUCACCAUUUAUCUUUUUGAUCAGGAAACGCCAACUAAUGCGUUGAGCACUUCAGCGCACACGAGUCCAGCCGCCGCGUCCGUCAAAAACGCAUUACACGGUUCCAGCAGCAAAAACAAAGAUUUCAAGCGCAAAGAGGCCAGAGCCCCGGCAGGUGGGGCCAAUGCGGUGACAUCGUCACGGUUCACCGUCAGCCCGGCCAAGGACCCCCACUUGGCGUGAUGUCGCUUGAACCACGGGAAAGACUUUGGCGGUGAACCCUCGGAAACUGAGCCCUGAAUCGGACCCCAGCAAGCAACCAUUCACACAGAGGCUAUUUUUCUACUGGACAGGUGAAUGGAAGUGGACGAGUUUUGACCAGCCACCCUGUUUACAGAGUUUAUUCAAGCAUCUUUGGAAGGAGGAACCAGCGAGGCGUUUUGACACAGAUGCAGCGGGAGUCUCACUGUGUACCAGCUUCUCUUUUCCGCAUCAUUAUUCCCCAAAUGGGAGGGGAAGGGUCUUUGUUUGUCCUCUUCUUUUCGUUUUUUUGUUGUUUUUUUUGUUUUUUUUGUUUUUGAUCAGGCCUCUUCUUCAUUGAGGCUUUUUUACCGCAGUCGCUUCGAAACGCAAUUUGCUCAGCUCCUCCUAGAAUACGUUCACAUUUGUACAAAACGUCGCAAAGUGAAUAGGAGAUCAUUUUUGAAAUGUUUACUUUUUCAAUGUCUUCUUCUCAGCCUGCAUGAACAAUUCCAAACAAUCUUUCUUUGUACUUUGAGUUCCUAAAAAGUAGUCUCUUCUUUUCUUGCCAUUUCAUUUUUUUUCUGUUUGCAAAGCCAGAUGCUAAGCAUUUCUUUUGAUAUGUAUUUAUUGAUGUUAUUUAUUUUAUGCAGUUGUCAUACACACAUUUAUAAUUUGGGCCAGAAUGCAUCUAGAUUAUCUCUUCUGUAAGAUCUUCAUAACAAAUAAAGCAAAAUAUUUUCCCACACGUCUUAAUUGCACCAAAAAAAGGUAUUUUGUAUAAUUUUACCUGUCAAUAUGUACCAAUAUGUAAUACUUCAUUUCCUCCAAUGUCUAUGUAUGUUUAGCAGUGUUGUCAUUCUUUUCAAAAGGCUGAGUGUAGCUUAGCAUGACAAACUGACAAAAAAGGCUUUUCAUCAGUAAAUAGCUUCCGUUUCAUUGUGUGCGUGUGUGUGUGUGUGUGUGUGUGUAGAUGAUGAAUUUAUUUUGUACGAAUAACAAUCCAUCAUGCAGUCAUGGAUCGAAUAGUUUGUUUAGCCUGUUUUAGUGUUUAUUUAAAACCUGUCUUGUUUUAAGAAACUUAUUUCAAGGGAUAUUGUAAAAACCAUGGGGAAGAAUAAAAACUCCAAAAGCA